GUUACAGCAGUCGGCGGUCAAAGAACACGCAGUGGGGACAAGAGAAAAAUGCUCCUGGCAUUUGGCUUCUUCGUUCUCUGGUUCAGGGUACUUCAUGAGGUCCAGCAGCGCCACAGCCAGCGCACUCCAAUGAGUCACUACUCCCAGCUGUCGGCCAAGGCUGCCGCCCUGCGCGUCAUCCACCUGCCGCUGACUGUGUGUGGCUCCGUGGCGCACCUGGAGGUGAGCGCUGGCACCAAGAAGCUGGUCGCAGCUGCAGCCUUCAGUGCAGUCUCGGUGCUCUUACUUGCUUCCCACUUCCAGAGGAGGCGGGGCCGCAAGAAGACCGCGUCGCCUCCGCCGGCCCUGCCUUGGGAGCAGUUAAGGGUCAGGCUUUUGUCCUCAUCAGCAGCGCCGGUGGACGGAGCCCCCAGGGAGCGUUCUGAGACUAUAAUCUCCAGCACGGACACAUCUAGCAGCGCCACCUGCGCCUUAGAGUCUAGCUGCUGGGACCGACUAGGCGACGCCGACAUCUGCAGCGUGGUCACCACUCCCGAGAACCUCUACCUUAUGGGUAUGGAUUUAUUUGAAGAGGCGCUGCGUCGGUGGGAGGAGGCGUUGACGUUCAGGAGCAAGCAGGUGGACGACAACCUGAUCUCUGUCAAGACAGGAGCCGCGGAUGCCAUCGCCGAGGAGAACAUGGAAGAUGUCAUCAGUGCAGAGUUUAUCCACAGGCUGAAGUCGCUGCUGGAAAGGGCUUACCGCUUGCAGGGCGAGUUCGAGGGCGUCUUGGGGGUUGCGUUAGAGCCUUUAACCAACGCAAACAGCCAUAACAUUGUGUCUCAAGACGAGCAGGAAGAUGCAUGUUUAAAGGACAGCAUCAGCAUCGCUUCGACGGACUCCUUUGUGUCCGCCGCUGAGCUGUCAGAGCACAAGGAGCUGAGGAGCAACUACACAGUGACUCAUCACCCUUUCUAUGAGGAGGCCUUGCAGUUGGCGGAGGAGGGCAAGAUCACCUGCAGGGUGCUACGGACAGAGAUGUUGGAGUGCCUCGGAGAUGUGGAUUUCCUGGCCAAGUUGCAUUGCGUGAGGCAGGCUUCACAGCUCAUCCUGCGCGAAAGAACCACAAGGUCGUUUCUGGCCGAGACUGGCAAGAGGAUUUUGUCAUCCAUCAUUGUCAAAGCGCAGAAGAGCCCAAAGAGGUUUGAGGAAGUCUUUGAGGAGAUGAUGUGCUUCCUGGAGCAAAAGGAGCAUUGGGAUAACACUGCGCUGGAGUUGGCCACACGCGGUGUCAAACACCUCAACUUCUAUGACAUCGUGCUGGACUUCAUCCUGAUGGACUCUUUCGAGGAUCUGGAGAACCCGCCCAUUUCCAUUCAGAAUGUCGUGAACAACCGCUGGCUCAACAGCUCCUUCAAGGAGACGGCGGUGGCAUCAAGCUGCUGGUCAGUGCUGAAGCAAAAGAGGGAGCACAUGAAGGUUCCUGACGGCUUCAUCGCUCGCUUCUACACGCUGUGUGAGCAGAUCAGUCCAGUCCUGGCGUGGGGCUUCUUGGGGCCCAAGAGUCCCCUGCAUGACUUCUGCUGCUUUUUCAAGGAUCAGGUGCUACACUUUCUGAAGGACAUAUUUGACCUGGACAAGGUUUGCUACUCAUCCGUCGACAGUCUGGCCGAGGACAUGUUGCACCUGCUGCACCGGCGCUCCGAACUGCUGCUGGCCUACCUGGGUGCAGAGUACUCCCUGCAGCUUACCGGAUGCACCGCCAACACACCGCACCCUCUACCUGGAGCCCCCAUGGAGGCCAAUGUGCAGUGAGUGGUUUUAACUGCGCUACAUUUCCCAACACCAGGCUUUGUCAAAGCUCCACCUGAUUAUUGCACUCUUUUUGUGUCCCACCCAUCGUAACUAUGCCAUGACUCUGGACAUUGUUGUAUCAUGUAAAAUAAACUUGGCAUAUUGAUCAUGUUACAGGUGCUGGUCAUUUAAUUACAUUAUCAUGAAAGUUUAUUACAGUGAUUCCAUUCAAAAAGUGAAAUACUAUUCAUUAAUUGCACAGUCAAUUUUUUUUAACUGAACUAAUAAAUCCCAAAUUCACAACUUUAAAGUUGAUUAUUUCUGUACCUCUUCACAGUACAAAAAAAAAAAAAAUUAUAGAAAUGGCCAACUGAAGAGUGAAAGCAUGAAAAGGAUGCGUUUAUGUACAGCACCCAAUACUUGAGGCACAUUUUGCAUGAAUUACUCCAGCAACAGGGCAUGGCAUGGCAUUGAUCAGUCCGUGGCACUGCUCAGGUGUUAUGCGAGCCCAGGUUGCAGUCUUCAGCAUUGUUGAGUCUGGCGUAUCACAACUUCCUCUUCACAAUACCCCAUCGAAUUUUUUUUUUUUUAAACAGCAUUGGAGUCGGGUGAGUUUGCAGGGGAGAACAUUCAACAACAGGGAUCCUGUGGCCCUUAACCCUUUCAACACCAUCCAUCCAUUUUAUGACACUUCAGCAGGGAUACCCAGACUUAGUAUAUUAAAAUACUUGUUUUGUUUUCUUUGUAAAUAAUUGUCCCAAAAAUGGCUGUGUAAAUAAAUUUACACCUUUUAUCCAGGAGGUGUAAAAUUUUCAAUAGCUGUCAUCAACUAGUUAUAUAAAUCCCUAAAAGUGUGUAUUAAGGGCAAAACAAUCGAACGUUAUAAAUGAUUGGAAAGUACAAAUUGAACAUUUGAGACUGCAAAAACUUAAUUCAAACUUUUUAAACUCAGUUUUACAUUUCUAGAUCUUUAUAAGUACAUGUAACAGGCUAUGUUUGGCAAUAGCCUAAUGUUUCUUUUAGCAAGGGUAGUUUCUGAAACAAUUCCAGUCCACCUGAAGACAGAGAUCCACAUCACAUACAUGAGCUUUUUUGGAACAGAGUGCCACAAAAGGAGAAUUUUCCUUCCCAACACUGUUUUCUGUUUGUUCACUCAUUUUUAUUGGUUGAGAUAGGCUAGUGGCCUUGAGGAGGAGGGUGAGGUGGCCUGGUCAGUGGCUCAAAUAAGUGCACACAGAGCUGCUUCUGGAAAACCAGUCGUGUAAUGACCAUCUACUGCUUUGCCCUGCAGAGCUUCUUCUGCACAAUGAAACUAUUUGUGACAGCAAGUGCUGAAAAACUAAUUGGCUACCUAUUUGUCCUGUGCUACGACUUUGGAACAUCUGGUUAGAUGUAUCCACACCCCAUGGUUGUUGUACCAGCCAAUGGUCUACGCCUGGGCACAGAGAUCCUGACUUUUCCCAUCAUUGUCCAUCUGCCACCGCAGGACAAUCUCCAGUUUAAACAGGCUGGACAUUGGCACAUGUGGAGACUUGGACCAGGACCAGAUAUUCCAUCUAUUUGACAAAGAGCAGCUCGCUGUCAGGUAUACACCCGAUGGACCCUUAAGGCUUUUUUUUAAUCUCAUGGCCGAGAAGUUUGCAUCACGUCACCUAUGCACUGCCCCACGCAGCACCUCUGCGUAGCUGGUCUCACACACACACACACACACACACACACACACACACACACCCUAAAAAUAUGUUGCUGCACAGAGAAACCUGCAGUCAUCUGUGAUUGGUCAACUUUAGUCACCUGCUUCGACGUACUCACAGUUCCACCCAAGUCGCAGCAUCCUUGAUUGAUUUUGCAGCAUAAAAACAUAUUUGGUCACUUUAGAUCCAUUUGUUCAAGCUGACACCAUUACAUGGUUUCCAUUGUUGUUGUUUUGUUCCUUGUAAUGUAAGGAGGGGGCUACUGGAAAUGAUUACAAUAUACUGAGGAAACUGCACCCUGUUGCAUCCUAUCCAACAAAAGUAGCAACACCUGACUUGAACUGCAGCACUUUUUCACAACUGAGCACAUGGAUUGCGCUCAAAUACAAAGGCAAACUAGGCACAGAAAAGGUUUACUGACAUCAGUAGUGUCUCAAGUAUAAGGAGACCUUUAAGACAGUCAAGAAGGAAAUGUGAAUUGCCCGUCUCUUUAGCAAUGACCAUUUCUCUUGCCUUCCAUGUGCAAGGUGUCAAUGGUCUAUUGGAAACCUGUCAGGUCUGAAGUCUUCUCCAUGACUGUGUAGCCUACAGAACUAGAGACCAUUCAAAGGCCUUUGCAGGUCUUUUGAGUUCAGUAACCAAUUAGUGUGACACCAGGUGUCUUCAACAUGGCACCUUUGGGGUUUUUAGUAGUCUGUUGUAAUCAUUCACAAAACACAUAGAUUGACGCUGACAUUCUAAAGUCACUUUUUUUAAUGUUAUUACUGAAAUCAACUUUUUCAUGAUACUGUAUUCUAAUUAUAUGACCAGCACGUUACACUAUAAAUUCAAAGUUUAAAAAAAACAAAAAAAAAUACCCUUUGAAGACAUUUGACAGGCAAUGGACCAGGAAAGGUGUUUGCAGAGCAACACUGUCUUCUAGUGGCAUUUUGUAGGUCAAAUAAAUGCUAUUCAGAUUAAAUUUAAUAGCCCUUUCUUGUACUAUAACUUAUCCACUUUGUUAUCUCUGGUUGCAGCAGAGGGGGGAGAAUUGCUUUAUCCUCCCUAUGUUGGUUUAUGUACAAAUUGUGUCCCACGCCGGUAAUUUUCAUUUCCUCUUGAAUCCAAGAUCGAUUUAGUUUGGAAGGUAAAUUGUAGAGUCUUUCAAAAGUUGCACACAAUACUAAGAGAUUUCCUCAUGAAAGAAAUCUUUUGAAAAAUGCAUGACCUGGGAAAAACGUAAUACUAUGUAUAGCAUAUUUUUAGUUCAUCUUUGAUUGUAUUAAGGUUUUUAUUACAAGUCCAAAAUGUAACAUGUGAAUUUUGAUAAGUUCUGCAAUUAAUUGCUGAUCAGAGGGAUGGAAAAAGGAAAUUGAAAAUUGUCCAGUUUGUGCUAUUAAGUCUGCACUACAGCACAGAUUUGGUGCUUUGUCUCACUUUACUCACUUUACACUGGUGAUGUGGAUGUUUUGAAAUUUCAGCCACCGAUAAAGUUACUUAGAAAGUAGUCUGUGCUUCAAUGAUACAACCAAAUAAACACUGAUAAGUCUGUCAUUUGAGCUAAUGAGCCACUUAAGUCAUUAAAUUCAUUUGUGACACCUUUAUUAAUAAUGAACAUGACAGUAAGAGUGACCAUAUAAUACAGCACGUUUACCACUAGGUUUCCUCCAGCUAAAUAACCCUUUCCCCCAAACCCCAUCCUGCAGAGCCUGAGUGGGACAUUUUAAUGACAUCAUAUUCAAAGUUCAGUUCCUGUUCUCAUCCAACUUUCUAAACCAUUCAUUGCAACAACCAUGACAACUAAAAAUACAAAUCACCAUCAAACGACUCAAGUCACUAGCAUUAAAACAGUCAACUCGAGCAGAAAAGAUGCCUAACUUGCACUUUUUGCAGUCACAAAAAUUGCAUUACUUGUUCAAUGAUCUUUUUUUGUUUUUUUACCUUAAGCACUGGAGCUCUUGCCCGGCCUACGCUCGGCAGAGACUACCACAGGCUCUGAUUCUAGCGCCUAAGCUUGCAGCGUCCUCCAACACUGUGAGCGAGAAGUGAAGGUGUUUCAAUGAGUACGUCAGCACUGUGCUUAUUGACAGCAGAAUAAACCACCAGAGAACAUUGUCAACAUCACGCAUUUUCUGUUUAAAAAAAAAAAAAUAAAUAAUAUGGCCCUGUCCUUCUGCUGCAGCUUUACAGGACAUGCACGACAAUUCAAAAAUAGACAAUUAAGAGGCCUGUCAUAAUUAUGCACACAAAGCACUUCCUCAUAACCAACCACUUUGUACUUUUGAGUCAAGUCCACAGUCGUACAAGUCAAUUGUGUCACUUUUCAGUUCAUGAAUUCAUUGACAGGGUGAGCAUUUCUUUGCAUGGAUGGAAAACUGGUCAAAUCGGAAAAAUGGACAGUGGAACCUCCAAAGCAGAAGUGGUGCAGGUCCACAAAGUUGUUUUCCCAAACCAGAGGGCUGCAUUCAUCCGUUGAUUAUGUUCUAACAUCAAUUUGUCAAAGACCGUUGCAACCAACUUGUUACAUUCCUUUCUCAAGAGUCAUGCUCUUGUGUCAAUCUGACCUGAGUUCAUGUUUAAUUACCAAAGUGUCAAAAAUCACAACCAUCCCUUUAACUAUCACUACUCAUUUUCAGUGUGUGCUGAUUACAAAAGGAAAAAGUUCUAAACAACCUGUACUGUAUUAGACUAUCAAAUGGGCGUGUGAAACUCACUACAUUGGGGUUUCGGCUCCUACACUGAUGUGUGUAAAUACAAGUUAACUGUAAAACAAAACUAACGAUAUGGUGAAAUGUAAAAACAUCCCCACUUCGUUCAACGGUACACAGUAGCCAGAUUCUUUCAGAGGUUGUAGCUCCAUUUUCUGUUCAAUGGCUAUGAUCACAGGGACCUUCUAUUGCGACGACCCAGAAAGCAAAAGCACAGCCGUAGAACUUAUCUUCAGAUAUAUCACGUCACAUUCAUUCAUUUUUCCAUUCAAUUCUGGAUAUUCUUCUUUGGAGGUUCCACUGUAUUUCACUAUUGUUUCCUUAGGCUUUGCUUACCUGGAUUACUGCAGCAGAACCUAAGGUGCAAGGUCUGGGGGGGUUGGGGGAGAACACUGCAAAGAUCAGAUAUAUAUUGCACUAUAUAGAUAUAUAUUUGCAGUCAAUACGAUUUCUCCUUUCCUGAACUGGUCAAUACAAUCAAGUGCCUUUUAAACAGUGCUCAAUCAAUCAAUCAAUAUUCAUGUGACAAGUCCACGACUUAGCGCGACAUGCUCAGAUGGAACAUUGGCAACACAAAUAAGGUCUAAGUAAGCAUGCUAUGCUGAAUUUCAUCUCGAUCAAUGUCCAUUUUGGUAAAAAGAAAGAAGGGGGAGGGAGGGCAUUUAAGGAGAACAGUCAGCAACAACAACCGCGCAAGAGUAACCGACAUUCAAAUCAUCAAUGCCACUAAAAUGGUGUCCGACAAGCGCCACAAGGUGAAUUCAACAGUCAAAAAAGUCUACCGCCUGGCUUCACAACAGUGAAUACUUACCCAAAGACAAAAGGGAGGGGAAAUGGCAAAUUUUGACAAAAAAUAUGUAUUUUGCAAGCAUCAUUUGGCUCGGUAGUCAGUUUUGGUACUUACAGGACAGGAGGGCUCAACUUGGAUGUGGACGGCGUUAAGUCGCCCCCUGCCUGAGCCUACAGAGCUCAUUGCUUGUAUUGGAUAUGACACUAACAAAGCAGCGGCACAGCAAAAAAAAAAAAAAAAAUUAAAAAAAUUCUCUUUGCGUUAGUUUUAUCAUUUAAAAACGUUUACAUAUUAAGAGUACAAGGGCAGGACAAAAAAAUUUGCAUCAUACAAUUUACCUGACUGUCCUGUAAGAAAAAUAAGGGAACACUAACAAUAGAAAAAAAAACAUUUCUUUGCAAUCACGAAUGGGUGUGGGAAUAUGUAUAUACGUUCUUACCACUUUUCUACACUUGCCUGUGGAGGAGGAAGUGUCUACACGUCAAGGGGAAUAAAAACGGCAUGUGGAUACUAGCUCAAUAACAACGCACACAAGUCGCCUGGCUCAAGUCAUCAAGAAAAAGCAUGACGGCAAACAGCAAGUGUCAAUCAACAAGCGUCUUGUAGACAGUUGGGAGAGAAACAGGAGAGAAUCGCUUUGUGUCAACCCACAGGUGGCCCGCUAAUUGCUCUGAUAACAUAACAUAGCCCCUCCCCCCACCCUCUUGUCGUGAAGGUGGCCCCCAACUUACCAACACAGGAGGUUUCAGUUUAUUUUAUUGCAAAAAACACAACAGGCAAUAAGCAUUUUUUUUAUACCUUUUUAAAACUGAGAUGAUUUACAUGGUAAUGUCUACAGUUCAAUCAUUAACAUGACUUCUAACCACAUUUAAUGUAGAUACAGGGCUGGAAUGACCAUGUGAGUUGAGUUGUCUCACUAAAAACAAAGCAUUUACAAGAAAAAAAAAAAAACAAAAACAAAUAUAUGAAUGGAGAAGAGAGGACGUGCUCGCCGGGUAAACUGCCAUCUAUGUGUAACACUUUCAAACCAAGGAAAUCACCGAGGCGUCUGCAUCCAAACAUUUAACAUAGGAUUUUUGUGUUCGACAAUGAAGCAUUUAC
Molecule: messenger RNA, 8045 nt
Organism: Syngnathoides biaculeatus (alligator pipefish)
Lineage: Eukaryota; Metazoa; Chordata; Actinopteri; Syngnathiformes; Syngnathidae
Gene: miga1
Product: mitoguardin 1
Exons: 14
Coding region: 49-1794 (581 amino acids)
Biological process (GO): mitochondrial fusion
Source: RefSeq, a predicted model, not a curated record